CGGUGAGAUAGGCAACAAGUACCAUAGCAUAUGGCCUGCAAAAUGAAUGCAGAGAUGACUUGGAGUGGUAUGGGAUUUUAAAGCACGGCAUGUCGUAAUGGACGUUUUCCGGCUACAACUGACCGUUUUGCUCCUGCUCGGAGGUCACAUGGUAUCAGGAGUCACUGUGCAAGAAUGUCGGAGAAGACCUGCCGAUCUCGUCUUCCUGCUGGAUGGCUCGGGCAGCAUUGAGCCUCAGGAUUUCACAAAGGCCAAAUCGUUCGUCUCCGACAUCAUCCGGAAAUUCGAGAUCUCGUCACGUGCUGUUCACGUGGGCCUGAUUCGGUUUGAUUCGGAAGCAGUCGUCCUUAUCCGCCUGAAUGAGUUCCGGUCUGCCGCGCAGCUGCUGCAAAAGAUUUCCCAGAUGAAGAAUUUUGGCGGGAAAACGAACACUGGGUCAGCCUUACAGCUGGCGGGUACUGUUCUCACUGACCACCGGUUUGGGGCGCGGGAUAAUGUGGAGAAGAUCGUAAUAGUUCUGACUGACGGGAGAUCAAACAAGGGCGUGGACGUGGGCGUGGCCGCAAUGUCACUCAAGUCAAAAGGCGUGGCACCUGUCAUAGCAGUGGGCGUGGGAGGGAAAAUCAACAGGGCUGAGCUGCAGCUGAUUGCAUCCAGU
Lingula anatina is the source of this 658-nucleotide messenger RNA. RefSeq lists its product as uncharacterized. NCBI's taxonomy places the organism in Eukaryota, Metazoa, Brachiopoda, Lingulata, Lingulida, Lingulidae. The record is from RefSeq and is a predicted model, not a curated record.